AUGGCAAACCCUAACCCUUCAAACAUCGAAAUCAGCGAAAACGAUGAACUUCAACAGGACCAAGAUGGGGAUUUUGCCAAGUACCUUGCACAACUAUUAGCCUCGAGUUCUAAUCACAACGCUGCCGGAAUUGCCGCUCAAACAGAAUCGAGAGGUGUGGCAGAGGAAGGUGGAGAGAAGCGGAGAAGAAUUGGAGGACCCAAAACGUCGUCGUGGGUUGGAACUGGCAGCCCAGAAGGCUCUCAAGGCAGUGAAUGGAAUCGGAGUGAAAUCGAUGGCCUAUUUUGCUCUAUCUGCUUGGACGCUUGGACCAAUGACGGCGAUCAUCACAUCAGUUGCCUUCCCUGUGGACAUGUAUACGGCAUGUCUUGCAUAACAAAAUGGCUACAGCAUAGAAGUUCCGGGAAGUGUCCUCAAUGCAAAAAGAAAUGCAAGUUGGAGGAUAUUAGGAAGCUUUUCGUAUCACGGGUUGUUUCUGUUGAUGAAGAAGCACGAGAUAGGAUUCGAGUACUUGAGGAUAAAUGUGCUUCUCUUGAGGAGAAGGUUGCUGAUUAUGCCAAGAAAGAAGCUGACCGUCUACAGAAAGACACCGAGUUUGGAGCCUGUUUGGGAAUGUUUCUGGAAAAUCUAAAAGUUCAACCCUAUGAGUUAAUGAGGAGUCUAGAUGCAUCUUAA
This is a messenger RNA of Prunus armeniaca (apricot), 675 nucleotides long. Lineage: Eukaryota; Viridiplantae; Streptophyta; Magnoliopsida; Rosales; Rosaceae. The record is from the annotation of a GenBank genome assembly.